Molecule: messenger RNA, 5315 nt
Organism: Porites lobata
Lineage: Eukaryota; Metazoa; Cnidaria; Anthozoa; Scleractinia; Poritidae
Source: the annotation of a GenBank genome assembly
GUUCAUCACUUCCUUAAGUUGUCAACUGCAAAUACAGAGGCCAAGGAGUCAAAAUUACAUUAUCUUUUGCUGAUCAUUCCCGUAUCAACAUUUGGCCUUGGUACGUGGCAGAUCCACAGAUUGCAGUGGAAGAAAGGUUUGAUUAAAGAGCUUGAGGAGAGAACAACUCAGCCAGUUCAAGAACUAUCAGAAAAGUAACUGAGAACUCUGGUUUUUUGUUUAAAUGUGCUUUUUGUAAAUACCGUUUAUGUUAAGAUUAUUUGUCUAUCAACUUGAAUUAUUGCAGUAUCGAUAAACUAAGGGCAAAAGAACUGGAAUACCGCCGUAUCAGAUUACGAGGAAAGUUUGACCAUUCAGAGGAAAUUCAUGUGUUACCAAGGUCACUUAAUGAAGGCCCACAUGGUGGAGGGGGACUGGGGCAGAGGCCAAAAUCUGGUGCACACAUCAUUACACCGCUUGACUUGUCUGAAACUGGGUAAGCUUCUCUUAACGGCUGUUAAUUGGUUUAUUUUCUAGCAGUCUUUAUGAGAGAGUGUUUGACUCAUAUAAUCAGCGACUUUUGGUAUGAUCAAUAUAUUAUUGGAAAAAAAAAAGAAAAUAUUUGUAUAAACUAUAACAAAAGGUUACAGAGUGCAGGCGACAACAAUCGAUGGUCCAAAUGCCCUUGCUCUAUCACUGUGCUUUGCCUAAGUUUCAUGUGAUAGAUCACACAUGAUCAGAUUUAUGAGCUAUAAUUAUAAUGUCCAAACGCGCGUGAUGAGUUUGCAUUCUGUGUAUUCCAUUCAUUCUUAGUGGAAGUCCAAAUGAAGGUGUCUUCAUAGGUGCUGUGGUCUCACAGAGGAUAGCGAUCAAGCAGUCACUGAGAAAAAUGAGGCACUGUUGUCAAAUGGAGUACAUAUAGGAAACAAUACACAUGUAUAGUAACGCUAUUACUCGUGCCAUUUUGGGUGCUGUUGCUUCCCAGCUCCACCCAAUAGGGAAUCUAUGUUUUCCCAAUUAGCUGUCAUUAUAAAGAUGUUAUGUCACUAAUUUCAAAAUCGAAUUUACUUUAUAUUAUUGAUGUUUAUUAAUGUUACUUUAAGGCAAAGAAUAUUGGUCAAUAGAGGAUGGGUACCAAGGGAUAAAAUUGAACCUGAGAAGAGACCAGAAGGACAGGUGAAUAUGUUUUUCUUAUAAUUAUUUUUAGACAGCAGGCAGAAGACAUAAAGCUUUUUCAAAUAUGUACUUACCAACUGUAUUUACUCAAAAAAUAAGUACCGUCUGGAAAUAAGUCUGCAUAGAACAGGAGCAAUAAACAAGCACCACAUGUGAUGCACCAAAUACAAUGCUUGCCUACACUUCAGUGCUCAUAAAAAGCACUAUCUGAUAGUCUGGGACGAGUAGAUUUUUUUGCCAGGCAAGUAACUUUUAAAGCUCACUUGCCCAAUGGGCAAGGGUCCAGCAGGGUUUUCAAUAAGAUUUUAGGGGAAAAGCUUUGGAAUAGGUGGAGGGGGGAAAGCUCAGACUUGCAAGGUGCGGGUUUCUGGAAAAAAAUUUGAAAUCUGGGCUUCUUAGAAUGCAUUUCCAGCAUUCUGGAGUAAAAGUUAGGGUGUUUGAACAGAACAUAGACAUCAUUAAAUUCUGGCUUUUUAUGCAGUGACAGCACACUUUUUAUGGUAAUUUCCAAAGAAAAGUAGACGGAGAGUUCACAUGAAAAAGCCUGCGAAUUUCGCUUGCCACCAGCUCUUAUUGAAAUCCCUGGUCCAGGCAAGUCAUCUCCCAACUAAAUCAAUAACUAAGGGCGCUUUCCAUUAGCCAGAACUUGCCGGCCGGGCCAAUUAGUUCAAGAAUGAAAUAAGCUUUUUCCAAGGGUUUUGGCUGAAAAACCAUCUCCUUCAUGCAUACUAGAUUUGACUGAUCUGGCUGGAGAAUUUUGAUUAAGAGUGAACUUCUCAUGACGACGGGGAUGGUCUGGCCUGUCAGUUCUGACAAAUGGAAAGCGCCCUAAGACAAGCAAGUAGUUGCCCCCGGCAAGCUAAAAUUAAUGUGCUGCUUGCCCAAAGGACUUGCCAGAAUGCAAGGAUUUUUUGAGCCCUGAUACUUAUUCUGUUAAUUCAUUUAGGUUUCUUCUGUAAUCACUUAAGUUUUUUUACUGAUUACACAGAUCCAAGGAGAGGUUGAGUUGGUUGGUUUUAUAAGACAAGGAGAAAAGGUUGGUACAUCUUAAUUUGUGACAUGUUGUUGAGGCUUGAUAGUGUGACAACUCGGGGGCCAGUUGCAUAAGCCUCAAUGUCAGACAUAAGCUUCAACUGAGCUGGCCCUCAGCUCAUUAACUCGAUUGAAAGCUGAUGCCAGUCUGCUGAGGAGGAAGCUGUGAGUGCAAACCUUCACUAGAUCACCAAUCAAGGUCUUUAAAAAACUGGUGAGAUCAUACUAGCUGUGAUUAAAACCCUUUCUCAGUUCAGAUUAUCAUGUCAUUUGGUGGUGCCUGCAUUAAGCUGUUGGCCAUGUCUCCUUUACCCUUGCACAUUAGUUGGAAGGGGACAUGUUAAAGAACACAUAACAUUCGAAAAGAGUAGGGGAGGUAGGCCCUGGCGUCAUGGUCUGUCCGACUUGUGCUGUCAUUGGUUUGGGUGGGUGAGAUGAGAUCAGACAUGGACUGAAGCGGCUGCAUAGUGCACUUUUACAUGUCAAUGUCUGAUCUCACCUCCCUCGUUCCUCUGCAAUUUCAGGUGUUGGUUACAAGUUCAACCCAGUCAAUCUCUUCUACCUUAUGGCAGACAAUGACAUUUACUUGUGAUGUUAGGUUUCAUGCAACUGGCCCCAGGUCCCAUGCCUCUCUCUUUCCUUUCCAUUCCAGUGUGUAAGCUAUGUGUUAUGCUCAUCAGUUGUAAAUCUGGGGGGUCCCCUGGAUGCCUAUACACCCCUGUCUGCUUACCCCAGAUACUGCUUCCCCUUUUUACUUCAAAUACCCUUGAAGAAAAAUGGUACAAAAAAUAUUGUCGUAACUGAAGUAGAUUUCCCUUCCCUGCAAACUCUCACCCCAACCCCUCAAAAUCCUAGGUCUGCAAGCAAGCUCUCUGGGGCACUCUGGAUGCAGGGUGGGAAAAGAAGGGAGAGUUUGCAACUACAUCUCUGGAAUUUGAAUUCUACCUCCAAUUCCCCUUUGGCUCCCCAUUGACUGAGCUGUCAGAUUUCCGCCAAUCAACACGAAGUGGAAACUAGUGCGAAUGUAAACAAACAUUGAAAAACAUGUGCCAAGGUUAAUGAUGUCAUUACUUAUGUUAUCUCAGCCAAUCAGCAUUUUGCAUCAAUUUUUUUGAUGCAGAUAUUCAAAUUCAAGUGAUGUAGUUGUAAGCUCUCCUUCCUUUUCCCAUCCUGCCGCCAGAGUGCUCUGGAGAGCUUGCUUGCAGGCUGCAAAAUCCUAUGUCUGCCCCAGGUCAUAUUUCGGGCUGACCUGCACCUAUCCCAAACAAGCUUUGUGAUUCGCUGGGAAGACAAUAGGGAUGGUGACAUAACAAUGCCCCUAUCCCUGAAAACAUUAGGUAGUGCAGGUUAUAGGGACCAAUGAAAUGAGAGGUUUGGAAGGGUGCUGGUCAAUCACAUAUUUUAGAUGGAUGGGGACAAAAUCACCUUGUACUUAAUUGCAGGUUGAACGUUUGGAAUUUAGACUUAAAUGUUUCAUGAUAUUUGCUACUGAUUACUUACUGUUGUCAUCCUUGUUUUAUCUUUAGAGACAACCCUUCCAGGCCAAAAAUAAUCCUGAGAAAAAUCAGUGGUGUUCACGUGAUGUGGAUGCCAUGGCUGAAGUAACAGGAAGUUUACCCAUUCUUGUGGAUGCUGAUGCUGGUAACAUUCAUUUUCCUUAAAUAUCAUCAUUGUUUUGUGUUGCCUCCCUUGUAAUAUUGUCAUUGACUUUCAUUAAAUCUAGUUUAUCCAAAAAUGCUUUUACCCCUUGAAAGACAUGAGAAGCCCUUGUGGUUAUAGGUCCCUCAAUUAAUCAAUCAAUCAAUCAAUCAAUCAAUCAACCAUAAAAUGCUCAAGUUACAUUCUCCCAAUGUCUUCCCAGCUCGUUUGGAAGCCACUUUUUAAUCUGCUGGCUUCGUUCGAGGUGUCCUUUUAAGGAUCAUUUUUAGGGCUUGCAUUUCCACUUAAGAGCUUGAGUGUGAUCAGAGCACGAGAUUUCUCUUCUGUUGCUUCGUUAUGUUUUGGCAUGUUGUGACUUACCAAGGCGCUUAUACCCUGGGUGCCAGAGGCUUUUCAUGCGUGGUUUCCGGUUUCGGUCAAGUCUUAAAAAGUGACCCGCCCGAACACGUGUCGGCCUGCAGCGGACGAAGCGAAGCUCCCCGUUGCGCGCGAGAAAAAACCUCUGGUACCCAGGGUAAGGCGCGUACACUGUUUAAAAAGGUACAGACAGCUAAAGGACUGAACGUAAAGAUGUCCGCGUAUGUAGUUAUGAGAGUUAGAGUUAUGCCCAAAUGAGUAGAUUAUUUUUCUUAAGACAUCGUUUAAACCUAGACUCAAUGUUCUAAUCCUUUUUUUAGCCAGUACAAUUCCUGGAGGGCCGAAAGGAGGUCAGACUCGAGUUUAUCUACGAAAUGAGCAUCUUCAGUACAUCAUUACUUGGUAUGUAUGCAGGUGGUAUUUAAGGGGCAGGGCAUUUUGGUACCUCUCGGAGUUUUCGUGAAGGACCUGAUCAUAUCCGAAGAGUUCCGAAGAUUAGAUUAGAUUUCCGAACAUUCUAAAAUGUGUGAUUUCGGGGAUAUUGGGAUAUUGCAAUCAUUCACACGCUAUUCUCUUCUAGCAUCGUGUCAGUUAACGUUGUAGUAGCUCAAAUGUUCCGCUAGGUGUGAGAAAUUGGUCCGCAAGUGUAAACUGGUUUGAGUUCGACGUUUUUUUCCCAUGUGUGUGAAAGGUCCGGGAUUCAGAGUUGCCACGAUCAGGGGAUAGUUAGGCCGCAAAAACAAUAAUUUUUCUAGGUCCAGGAAAAGUCAGGAAAAAUCUUUGACAGUGUCAGGAGCUCCUGUUAGUGUCAAAGUCAGUGAAAAGUCAGGGAACUAUUUUUUCAUCGGGCAAAAUAUCCCGCAAAAGUGUAAAGGGUUUGAAAAGGAAAACAGGAGUAUUGAUGAUCUGCAAAAAAAGGCCGGAUUAAAGGCAAACGGGAAUUGUUUUCAUUAUCGCACGCAUUUUCUCGGUUUGCGCACUGCAGUUUCUGGAUUAAGAAAAGUAACAAUAACGCAUAAUUUUUUGGUUCUUUCAGGUACGCAUUAUCUGGUUUUACCGCUUAUAUGUACUACAGGCUGAGGAAGUCUCCAAAUAAACCAAUGUUUAAAUGA